This is a messenger RNA of Camelina sativa (false flax), 1108 nucleotides long. Its product is annotated as E3 ubiquitin-protein ligase RSL1-like. Gene Ontology annotation, molecular function: RNA-DNA hybrid ribonuclease activity; nucleic acid binding. NCBI's taxonomy places the organism in Eukaryota, Viridiplantae, Streptophyta, Magnoliopsida, Brassicales, Brassicaceae. The record is from RefSeq and is a predicted model, not a curated record.
CCCACUCUCUUCCUCUAUAUAUAGCUAUAUAAGUUUUUUGGAGAAAAUUCGGAGACUAAACAAUCAUGGAAAGACAUGAUUUAGAUUCUUUGAUUUCCAAAAAACAAAGGAUAGAUUCUACGAUAACCGAAGAUAUCCCAAACCUUAAAAGCGAGGCUAGUUCUAAGGUCGGUGAAUCUAUCUGUAUGACAAACAAAUUUUCUGAUAGUAUAGUUUACAGAUUGUACUUCAAAGGUUUGGUGAGUGACAAAACGACGAUGGAUAAUGAAAAGAUGAUAUUUGCUGGUAUUGGAGUUGCGAUUUGCGAUGAUGUGGAUAAUUUGUUAUUUGAAAUGAAAGAAUCUGUGGACGCCACCAAGAUUCUCUGUCAAGUAGAGAUUCUAGGAGCGAUUUGUGGCAUAAAUCACUCAAUUCAAUUGGGCAUAAAAAAUGUGGUGAUUUAUUGUGAUCACCCUCGAAUUUACCAAUUGAUAAAUGGUAGAGGGAAUCCUUCUACGCAAAUGAUGGAGGAUCUCGUGGGAGAAUUCAUACACUAUAAAGAGAAACUGGCUUCAAGUGAGAUUGUCUUGGUUGCACCAAAUGAUAUUAAGUUUGCUUAUAGACUUGCAAGAGAUGUGAUAGCUUCUCAAAUCAGCAGCAACGCUUGUGGGGUCAAAUGGAAGAUUUUCCAACGAGAAUGCCCUUCUGGUUGCGUAGACAGUUACUAUGAUGACUAUGAUGUUGAUGAAGAAGAUGAUGAUGAUGAUGAUGAUGAAGAUGAAGAUGAAGAUGAAGAUGACGACGACGACGACGACGACGGUGGUGAAUCUGGUGACGGUGAUGUUGGCUUCUAAGAGUUUGCUGUUUGCCAAACCUAUUAGGCUAUUUACCUUAAUAUGUCAAAUGAGCAGAAAAAUAAGAGCAACAAUUCAAGAGGUUGGUUUCGAAUUCUAUACCAAUCAAUGUAUUUAUCAAUAAUUUAUAAGUAUGUAUGUACAUGUGUGUGUUGGAAAAUACUAUUAAAACUGAUAAACAUCAUUUUACUAGUAAGAAAACUUUUAUAAAUUAUUUUGAUAUAAGUUACAAUCAAUCUAUUAGCUGAAAAAAAUAUUUUCUACUCAAAUAAUUA